UAUCGAACCCCAGCGCCGCGGAAUCUGGAGAGAGAUCACACGCAUCGGGAAUGCGAUUCGCUUCAAAUAUCGUAACGGUAACACUCAUUCGCUAGCAACUCGAAGUGACACAAAAAGUGCUUAAGUACACCGUAUCUACUUCGUCAGGUCAUUUGCCAUUUGACAGCUCUAGGAGGAACAUCGUGUUGCGCUUAUAAAGGACUUUCCAUUCAUAGAAAGGCUAGAACUACAGGACCAGAUAAGAGGAGAAAGUUUUAAGAGAAUAUGCCAUCCCCCGUGGUCAAGCUUACGCUUGGCGUAGCCAUCCUGACAUUUAUACAAGGCGUGUGCUUGGGAACAGACAGCGAUGACACAAGCAUGAGAGAAAGACGAGCUGUCCCCAUGCUCCGCAUGGGGCGUAGUCUGGGCAUGAUUCGUAUGGGCAAAAGGGACCUCCGGAUGCUGCGAAUGGGGAGAUCAUAUCCCGAUGGCGAAGAUCUCAUCGGAAGACAAGUCACUUAUCCUCGAGUAGGGAAAGACCUCGAGAGCGAAGAGGUACUCCGUAGUAAUCCGUCUCUCCCGCGCCUAGGCAAGGACUUAGGGGGCAUUCCUGUUUAUAACGGUUUACUGUUAGAUCAGUUAUUAAAGGAGGUUCAUAAUCAUCAGAGGUACGCAAGGUCUGUAAAGGAAGAAAAUAGCAACCAUGUCUCCGAAGAGGAUAGCAAGGAGAGGGCGAUACCGUUCCCACGGCUAGGCAAGGACUUGACUGAGCUAGAAGAAGGUGAUCGCGCCAUCCCUUAUCCGAGGAUCGGAAAGGACUUGAACGAGCUGGAGGCAUACAAGCGCGCAAUGGGGAUGAUCCGAAUGGGAAAGAAGGCCAUGGGUAUGAUCCGGAUGGGCAAACGUGAGGAGGAGGAGAAGCGAGCUAUGGGGAUGAUUAGAAUGGGUAAGAAGGCCAUGGGGAUGAUACGGAUGGGGCGAGGACAGGAGGACCCAUCUCCGGAAGAGAAGCGGGCAAUGGGGAUGAUCAGAAUGGGUCGAUCACAAAUUGAUGAUGUUACUGAUAAGCGUGCCAUGGGUAUGAUAAGAAUGGGCAAAAGGGACGAUGAAAUGGAUAAGAAAUCUUUGCGUUUAGUCCGUAUGGGGAGAGCAAUGGGCAUGAUACGUAUGGGAAAACGUGACGACGAGGAAGCGGGCAGUGACGAACUUUCAAAACGAGCAAUGCAUUUAAUCCGGAUGGGACGUAAACGGGCGAUGGGGAUGAUCCGAAUGGGUAGGGCUAGCUCAGACGAAGGGACGGACGAGGAAAAAAGGGCAAUGCACUUAAUACGCAUGGGAAAACGAAGCGCCAGUGAAACAGCUCAGAAUGCAAAACAGUGAGUUGUUUUCACGGCCCAUUUGCAGUGGUGGCGACGACGACGACGACAACAACAUGUAUUCUUUGCGGCAGCCAUUGCAGCAAAGCGGCGCCAUUGGUCAAGUACACUCACGUGAUUCUGGUUUUAUGCACACGUCAUGGUAGGGAUUCGCUUGCACUAGGCUAGAAAAGGCACGUCCUCGGGAUGUUUCACUGUAUAUUAACCAAGUUGACUCCACCAAUGACUCUGGAUUACACGAGGGUAUUACUAAAUGGGAAUAAUGAGUAGACUGUAAAUAGUUCUGUGUCACUGAGAUGGAAUGAUUAAGGACAAAUCACCUGUACCGAACUCAUCACCGAUUAAUUCGCGCAACCAAUAAUGGCAGUUCAUCCCUUGAAUACCAAAAUUAAAAAUGGCUGUAUCUCUUCCCUAGUCUUGUCAGUCGCGGUGAUGCACCAUUUGUUAUCAACUGACAAUCGGAGAAGAGGAACAAUAAGACUCAUCCUUUGACCUAUAUCAAAUAUCUCGAAUCUGGGGACAGCGCCGGGCAGAAACUAGAGAGAACUAGAUUGAUUAUGACACGUGGAAUACAUUCGCCAAUGCUCUAUUCGCAAGUUCAAAAGGAAUACCGAUUUGCACAGGACAGACUAAAUGGUAAUAUUGUCCAUAAUGGAAAAAAAGAGUAAUGCUGUGUGGUACAUCGAGCUGUCUUUUGAAAAAAAACCCCCACAAGUAUGAGUUGGUUUAGUGGUUUGACCUUUCAAAUGCAGUGAAUAAAUACAAUGGACUUUUCAUAACAAAUUGCAGCGAUCAAUGUAAACUAUGCCCUCCCCUCACCCCUCGCAGGGGUCACAACUAAUUUAUUGCCGAAUAAGUUUCGAAUUCUGAGCGAACAGAUUCUUCUGCCUGUCGACUUUCUGUCGACAACACGUACAUCUACCUAGUGUCGAAUACCCGUACCUGUCGACUUUAUAAAUUUAGCUAGGAAUUGGCUCAUAAUCAGUGAAAAAUUGUGGAAAAUGUGGAUGUAGGUGAUUUUGUCGAAUCCUGGUCCAAGAAAAAUUUCAAAGGUCGGCUAAUUGUCGAUUGCCUGUACAUGCAGGGCUGUAUUUUCAACUGCAUAAGUCAUACUCACUUACCGGUACUCCCUAUUCACUUUUAUGAGGUCAAAAAAGUAUCACUAACUAUUCAGAUAUUGCCCACAUCAUUGUUAUUGUGGAUGACUAAUCAGAUGAGAUGAGUGUCAGGCUGACGACAAAUGAAUGGAUCGGUCUACAGAGACGAUAUGACAAAACAGCGCAGCUCAUACUCGUGCGGAGGUGCAAUAGCAAAAAAUGAUCGAAAUUUUUUUUUAAAAAAGCAUCCAUCCAUUUCCGGAAGCUAAAUUGACCGGAACUAAUCCCAGAGGGAGCUUCCUGAUUGGGUCAUUGUGUUGGGUGUACCGGUGACGCAGAAUCCUACAGUUUGGAUUGGGUAAUACGAUCGGAACCGACCAACCCUCAAUUCUGAUUUUUUGGAAAUCCCUGAAAUACUAGUACACUAUCAAAGUAUAAGACAUUGAUAUCAAGGAAUUAAGAUGUCACAUAAUGGAUAUUCUCUUACGCUUUCUGCCUGGUAAGCCCCUGGCCUGAACAUGUAAAUUAACCCCUUAAAUGUGAUGAUCAAGAAGUGUAUUUUUGUUACUUCGUUAUUUUCAUUGAGAUGAAUUGAAGUAUAGUCAUUAUGAUUGAUAUUAUAAUAAAACCUGUCCGAUAUCUUUGA
Messenger RNA from Lineus longissimus, 3098 nucleotides. RefSeq names its product myomodulin neuropeptides 1-like. Bases 265 to 1359 code for a protein of 364 amino acids. Lineage: Eukaryota; Metazoa; Nemertea; Pilidiophora; Heteronemertea; Lineidae. The transcript is spliced from 2 exons. The record is from RefSeq and is a predicted model, not a curated record.